This is a messenger RNA of Cydia fagiglandana, 3575 nucleotides long. RefSeq lists its product as uncharacterized. Gene Ontology annotation, molecular function: ubiquitin-protein transferase activity; nucleic acid binding; ubiquitin binding. Lineage: Eukaryota; Metazoa; Arthropoda; Insecta; Lepidoptera; Tortricidae. The record is from RefSeq and is a predicted model, not a curated record. The coding region runs from base 175 to 2412 and encodes 745 amino acids. The transcript has 3 exons. Gene Ontology annotation, biological process: proteasome-mediated ubiquitin-dependent protein catabolic process; protein linear polyubiquitination. Gene Ontology annotation, cellular component: ubiquitin ligase complex.
AAACACGAGAAAAUCGAUGUUACGAAAUCACUAUUUUAUUUUCUAGUUUUAAUUUGUUUAAGAAUAGGUACUCACCUAAUUGGCUUGAAUUAAUUUAAUACUUAAAAUGUAAAAAAUAUAGAUCAUAAAGUCGUUUGAAAACAGGUUUCAUUUUAUUACAGUCUAGGUAGAAUUAUGGCACCAGACACAAUCGGUGAUAAGGCCGAAGAACCGCCACGAGCGCACAACGCCAAAGUUAAAGACUCGACUUCAGCAGCGGGAUACCCUAGGGCUUCGGACGAUGCGAUUAAUAGAUCAAAUGAACAAUGGCAAUUAUUGAUGCAAACUCAAAACGCCCAGAUGGUGGAAUUAAUUCAUAUGAUUAAUGCUAAUGUUAGCAGAGAACCAACGUCUGUAUUGUCCACCACAUUGCCUGAAUUUAAUCCCGAAGAAGAGGGAGCAGACGCGGUGGCAUGGUGCAAAGUGGUUGACAUUCGCCUCGGUCAAUACCCGCUUCGAGGCCCCAGCCUCAUCAUGGCACUGAGCAAAUCAUUGAAGGGCAGCGCAUCAUCCUGGCUAUCCCAGGUGACAUAUGAGGGCAUGACCUGGGACGAAUUUAAAUUUAAUUUUCUCGCGUGUUACGGCUCCGAGAAUACAUGCGCGGCAACAAUAAUAAGUAUCAACAACAGCCGCCCUAAGGAAGAAGAAUCCUACGCAGCUUACGCCAGCCGGAUAGUGAACUCAUUUCUAACAAAAUGGAAGGAUUUAACACCAGAACAAAUCGCAGUUUCUUUUGUGCUAGCUCACAUAUCCCGAUUCGACAGUAGAGUUCAAAGGAUGGCUCAUAUGAAGGAUAUAAUGACACACGAAAAACUUGUCCAGGAGUUGUCAGAGUUUUCUUAUUUGAAACAUAAACUACAACCAAAUCCCGUUGAAAAUAAUGACCUGACACCGGAAAAACGAGUUAAAAGAGUUCCUAUUGAACGCCCUGCUAGAAAACGCAAUAGUACGAAACCUAAGAAGGCUACUGCUACGUCAAGUAAGCCUGUGGACAUUGCGCCCGAGAUCUGUUAUGAAUUACAACCAAAUUCGGAUGAAAAUGUACUUAAACUUAAACUAAUUAAAAGUACUAUUGAACGGCCGGCCAGGAAGCGUAAGAGCACCAAACCAAAGACGGCUACGGCAACGUCCAGUACGCCAAUGGAUGUGAUGCCUGAGAUUUGUUAUCGCUGCGGGGAGGGAGGUCACAACGCCAUUGAGUGCCCUAAGGCGAGUGCCACUGCCCUUUCGGAGCCGGGACACGGUAGCUCGGCCAGUGCACAGAGCCACGUGGAUUCCAGUAAACACGACUGUGUGUGCUGUGGCCCACAACCUACCACGGGAACCUUACGUCAGCCACGAACAAUUGGCCACACGGAUUUGCUCGCGAGUUCGUCCUCGGCAGCUAUAAAUACUAUGGCAGGUACCAUAUAUAUAGAGAUUAUGAGUGAAGACAAAAACCAUAACGUGGACCAAUCAAACGGGGAAGAUGUGAUGCCCGCAGUUUCGCGUCUAGAAUCGUCGUCAAUAGCUCGAAAUAACACGAUAUAUAUAGAUACAGAGGCAAAUCAAGACUUAAACCAAAUUAACGAGGAAAUUAAGGCAACUGACAAGUAUGUCGAAGACAUAAAUCAGAAUGUAAUCCAAGCAAAUGUGGGAAAUGGGGCAAGCGACGUGUAUGCCGAGUUAGUCCUUUUAGAGCAGCACGCGCUGGUUUUAAAUACUGAAGAGAUAGAGUGUGGAGUGUGUAUGGACAAUUAUCAACCUGGUCAAGGGGCAGUUCUUAGAGAAUGCGUUCACGCGUUUUGCAAAGAGUGCCUCUCAGACGUCGUGAAGCACUCCGAGGAGCCAUCAGUUUCAUGCCCCGCCAUGGGCUGCCCUGGGUUUCUGGAGCAGCGGGAAAUCCGCGCGCUCGUAUCCCCGGAGGAAUAUGAGCGAUGGCUGGCGAAAGGCCUGGCUGCCGCGGAGAGCGGCGCUCGAAACGCGUUCCAUUGUCGAACCGCCGACUGCCAGGGGUGGGCGAUGUGUGACCCAGAUGUUAAAAGGUUUCUCUGCCCUGUUUGCGAUGUUAUAAACUGCGUUACCUGUCAGGCGAUUCACGAGAAUGAAACUUGCGAAGAGUAUCGCGCCAAGCAAAAGUCUGACGAAAAGACCAAAACAUACCUCGAUAACUUGUUGUCGCGCGGAGAAGCGAUGCAGUGCCCAGAAUGCAGUGUUAUUAUAACAAAGCAAUUGGGGUGCGACUGGAUCAAGUGUACGGCCUGCAGGACGGAGAUCUGCUGGGCGACGCGCGGCCGGCGCUGGGGCCCGCGCGGCCGCGGCGACACCAGCGGCGGCUGCCAGUGUCGCGUCAAACGGAAGAAGUGCCAUCCUUCUUGUCGCGAUUGCCAUUAGAUUUAAGUAUAUAGUUUGACCAACCGUCGUGUUAUUAGAAAGAAAGUGUGAUAAGAGGGGGCGUAAAGCCUGCAGGUAUGCCUGUAAUAUUUUGCUUGUCCUAUUCCUCGGAUUUAUCAUUAACUAUUUUAUACUAGUGGCUCUGUGAGAUGUAGGCUACAUCUUUUUUAAGCUUAUGAAGCUUAGUAUCGCGAAGUCUACAGUGGACCAUCAGCUUACAAAAGCAUUUUUGUCCAAGCUGAAACGGAGACCUUCGCUAACGCUCGGUCUUAUACUACUGCAGUUAUGUUAUGGUAUGCCAGGUAACGAUAUGCAACUGAAAAUGUUAUUUAUAGUGCGGGAAACAGCACUUUCCGUGCGUAUGUCAAAAGUUUAAAGGGCCAUAUGUAUCUAAACGUACGAUACACGUUCGAACAAGUGAUUUGCAACUAUUUUAAUUUAAUUACUCGUUUCGAAUUUCCUUGUAUCGCAUUAAUAACUAUUACAAGUGGAUGGCCCUUUAAAUUUUCGACUUCUUAAGCAUGUAAAGUGCUUUUUGCCGCCGGGAGAAAAUAGCACCAUUUGUACUGUAGGUAAAUAUGUAAAUGAAAAACAGGCAUGCUUUCGUGAUUUUUCUACUUUAAACUUUUGAGGUUUUGGGUGGAAUCUGCCCCCGCCAAUGUACAGUCAGCGGUAUAUUAAAGGUAAUGCAUAGAAUUCCGAUUUGUAUGCAAAGGUGCUAAGCUAAUAGUAUUGCUGACUGUUACCUAGUCUAGUUUCCGCGUGAAUUUUUUAAUGGCAUUUGCCCUUGAUUAAAACGUAAAAAUGUAAUAAAAAAACUAAGUGGGAUUUUGUGUUAGCCCCCUCUUGCAAAAUAUUGAGGUUCCUGCUUUCGGGUUGGUGGGUCGGUUGAUGUAGUAGGCAGUGUCUAAAUUUUGCUGUCUUAUAUUAAGAGGGGCUGUGAACACAGUGUACGCUACGGCCGCCAGGUUUCCCGUCAAGGCCUGGAUUUUCCGGCUUUUGUUUAGUCGUACUAGACACACUAAUAACACGAUGGUAAGCCAGACUACAGUUGAUUUAUAUUCAAAUGAUCUCAGUCAGGAAUCUUUUUAUUUUUUUAUUCCAUAAUGUAAAAGGUACAAACUGCAGUCGUCCACCUUACAAAUAAUAAUGUAUGAUUGUUA